AGACAACAAAAACAUGCCGACAUCGACCAUUUGAGAACAUAAUGCUCCAAAAAAGGGUAACGCGUCUAACCAGAAGUUGAACACCUGGUUUGGAGUAAUAAGGUCCCUUAGGGGCUAGAACCCCCCGGCGAAGAUGGACAAGGCGACGGUCUCAGCUGGGAGCAAGGCUCCGUCAUCAGCGCCUUCGAGAUUCACCUCGUUCUUCCAACGGCCAUUUCCACUCUACUUCUCGGCAGCCCUGCUUCGCCUAGUUUUUCUCCUCUACGGGUUGUGGCAGGAUGCAAACUCGGCAGUCAAGUACACCGACAUCGACUACCUCGUUUUCACCGAUGCCGCCCGCUUCGUGUCUCGCGGCCAGAGCCCCUAUGAGCGGGAAACAUACCGCUACACGCCCGUGCUGGCCUGGCUCCUGCUCCCCACGGCCCGCACGACUGGACAUGCGCUAUGGGAUGUCGCCCUGUUCAGCCUGGGCAAGGUCCUCUUUGCCGUCGCCGAUCUGGUGGCCGGGUGGCUGCUGGAGCGUGUCCUGGUCCGGGCCCAGUCCAUGGACGCCGCCACAGCCCGCAAGUCUGCAGCCAUCUGGCUGCUGAACCCCAUGGUGGCUACCAUCAGCACGCGGGGCAGUUCCGAGGGUCUACUGGGCGUGCUGGUCAUGGCCCUGCUGUGGGCCGUCAUGGCAAGGCGCAUCACCCUGGCCAGUGUGCUGCUGGGAUUCGGGGUGCAUUUCAAGAUCUACCCCUUUAUCUACGCCCCAGCAAUUGUGUGGUGGAUGGACCGCGAGAGGAUGGGCGCCGGGGAGACCAGGCCCUCGACUGCAAAGAGCCCAUGGCUCAACAAUCUGAUAGCCUUCUUCAACCCAUUUCGGAUCCAGCUAGCCGCCAUCAGCCUAGCAACCUUUUUCGGCCUCAACUCAGUCAUGUUCAUCCUCUACGGCCCUCCUUUUCUAACACACACCUACCUGCACCACGUGAGCCGCAUCGACCACAGGCACAACUUCAGCCCCUACAAUACACAGCUCUAUCUAGCCUCAGCAUUUCCUAGCACCAGCAAACUCCGUGUUGAGUCAGUCGCCUUCCUCCCCCAGCUGGCCCUCUCGUGCGUGCUGGUGCCCCUGGUCCUGGCAAAAAAGGACCUGCCCGCCUCCAUGCUCGCCCAGACCUUUGCCUUUGUCACCUUCAACAAGGUCUGCACCAGCCAGUAUUUCCUCUGGUACAUGGUUUUGCUGCCUUUGUAUCUCCCCCGGUCCUCCUUCCUCCAGGACAAGCGAUGGGGUAUGACCGCCCUCGUCUUGUGGGUUGCUACGCAGGGUACGUGGCUACAGCAGGGGUAUGAGUUGGAGUUUCUAGGGAGAAGCACCUUCCUGCCAGGCCUGUGGCUAGCCUCGCUGGGGUUUUUCCUGGUCAACUGCUGGAUUCUGGGCGUCAUCAUCGACGAUGUGCAAGGCCAGUCUGUUUGAGAUCUCAGUGGAAUUUAGAGUUUAGAUUGCGUACGUACAUAUAUUUGUGCAGUUGCUUUCUCAACCAAGAUUUGAAAUCGACCCAACAUUAUCUCGUCAUGCACUACACUCCCUGCAUACCUACACAGACUUCCUCAAUCCUGA
Molecule: messenger RNA, 1600 nt
Organism: Canariomyces notabilis
Lineage: Eukaryota; Fungi; Ascomycota; Sordariomycetes; Sordariales; Chaetomiaceae
Product: glycosyltransferase family 50 protein
Exons: 3
Coding region: 134-1456 (440 amino acids)
Biological process (GO): GPI anchor biosynthetic process
Cellular component (GO): glycosylphosphatidylinositol-mannosyltransferase I complex; membrane
Molecular function (GO): alpha-1,4-mannosyltransferase activity; GPI mannosyltransferase activity
Source: RefSeq, a predicted model, not a curated record